ACCUAGGGCUGGGUAUAUAUAGGGGUGCAUGAAGGCUGGGUAGACCAUUUGAGAGGCUUGAAUAUGGCUCAUGAGACCUCCAGGCCAGAAGAGACCAACAAAAAGACAGACCAGCCCAUGAUGAACAAGGAACAGCCAACUCCAAGAACCAAAGGAAAGAAACAAAAGAAGACCACCUCUCAAAAGAAGACCACCUCUCAACCGAAGACCACCUCUCAACAGAAGACCACCUCUCAACAGAAGCCCACGUCUCAACCGAAGACCACCUUACAACAGAAGACCACCUCUCCACAGAAGCCCACGUCUCAACAAAAGCCCACGUCUCAACAGAAGCCCACGUCUCAACAGAAGCCCACCACUCAACAGAAGACCACCUCUCAAAAGAAGACCAACAAGAGUUGCAAGAAGAAAACUGAGAAGACCAAAACACCCGCUCGAAAGAAUUCGAGAAAAAAACAUCAGUCGCCCUCAGAAAAUUGUACCACAGUCAUAAGGCCAACGAUAUUCGUCUGUUACCACAAGCUGAAAAUGGCACGACAUGAAAACAAGCAGCGCAAGAAGGAACACUGGAAAAUCCAACCGUGCAAAGUAACUUACUGUACAGCUAGAAAAUGUAGAGCCUGGGCCAAAAAACUAGAGCAAGCUACAGCAGCUUCUGAAGCGGCUGUGGAAAAAUGGUCCAAAGCCUAGGAAUUAAAUCUGAUGCCACGUGUUCAAGGAUGUUGAU
Messenger RNA from Talpa occidentalis (Iberian mole), 727 nucleotides. Its product is annotated as neurofilament medium polypeptide-like. The coding region runs from base 64 to 690 and encodes 208 amino acids. The transcript is spliced from 2 exons. The record is from RefSeq and is a predicted model, not a curated record. NCBI's taxonomy places the organism in Eukaryota, Metazoa, Chordata, Mammalia, Eulipotyphla, Talpidae.